AUGGCAGAGGACUUGUCUAAAGGCAAUCGAAAGGAUCCCCAAGGGAAAUAUAAUCAUUUGCAGAAUCCUAAUGACACUACAAGAGUCACAUGCAAUUUUUGUGGAAAAACAACCAAGGGUGGAAUUAAUAGUGCAAAACAACAUUUGAUUGGGAACUUUAGGAAUGCAGCAAAGUGUUUAAAUUGCCCACAGGAGGUUAGAGAUGAAUUGAGAAAUUACAUGGAGGACAAAAAAUUAAGAAAGGAAGUCUAUACUAAUGAAUUUUCUGGACUUGAUGAGUUUGAUUAUCAAGACGAUGUUGGUGGAGAAGAUGAAGUCCAAGAGAUCAUUCAUAAGAAAAGAGGUGGAGGAAGCUUUCCUAGUAGCUCUAGUAAGAAAUUGGCCAAAGGAAAGGGACCCAUGGAUGUGUUUCUAUGA
Molecule: messenger RNA, 417 nt
Organism: Lycium ferocissimum
Lineage: Eukaryota; Viridiplantae; Streptophyta; Magnoliopsida; Solanales; Solanaceae
Exons: 1
Coding region: 1-417 (138 amino acids)
Molecular function (GO): DNA binding
Source: RefSeq, a predicted model, not a curated record